Miscanthus lutarioriparius is the source of this 891-nucleotide messenger RNA. The record is from the annotation of a GenBank genome assembly. Lineage: Eukaryota; Viridiplantae; Streptophyta; Magnoliopsida; Poales; Poaceae.
AUGAUGGCCGGGGCACCGCCGAUGCACAUCUGCAUGGAUUCGGACUGGCUCAAGGGCAUCGUCCCCGAGGAGCCUGGGAUGGGAUCGUCGUCACCGUCAGCGGAGCUGAUCGCAUGCCCUAGGCCGAUGCACGCCGUGGCGGCGGCCGCGGCGGACCGGCGUCUGCGCCCGCAGCACGAUCAGCCGCUCAAGUGCCCGCGGUGCGAGUCCACGCACACCAAGUUCUGCUACUACAACAACUACAGCCUCUCGCAGCCGCGCUACUUCUGCAAGACGUGCCGCCGCUACUGGACCAAAGGCGGCUCGCUCCGCAACGUCCCUGUUGGCGGGGGAUGCCGCAAGAACAAGCGCGCCAGCGCCAAGAAGCCCCCCGCGCCGCCGAUGCAGCAGGCGCGGCACAUGGCGGAGACGGGCCUCCACCUGUCCUUCUCCGGCAUGCCGCAGCUGCCGCCUCCGUCGGCCUCCGCGGCCGACCAGCUUUGCAGCCUCGGCCUACUGGACUGGAAGUACGACCCGAUCCUCGCGGGUUCCGGUGGCGCUGCAGGCUCGUUGGACGGCCCAAGCUCUGAGGCGCACUUCGCAGGGGCGGGCAUGCUGGGCAUCCCAGGUGGCGGUGGAGGCGGCGGCGAGUGCCACGCGCUGAGCGCGCUCCGGUACGCGGCCGGCCUGGGCGAGCACCUGCAACUGCAGGGGCUCCCGUUCGGGGCCCGUGCGGAGCACGACGCGAUGGAGGUGAAGCCAGCGGCGACGGAGAGGCUGCUAUCGCUGGACUGGUACAGCGAGACGAGCCGCGCGCCAGAGAGCGCCAUCAGCUCGCUGGGCGCGCUGGGCCUGUGGAGCGGCAUGCUCGGCGGCGCGCACCAGCACCACGGCUCCUCGGCGGCCAUCUAA